Podarcis muralis (Common wall lizard) is the source of this 912-nucleotide messenger RNA. Its product is annotated as carbohydrate sulfotransferase 8-like. Gene Ontology annotation, cellular component: membrane. NCBI's taxonomy places the organism in Eukaryota, Metazoa, Chordata, Lepidosauria, Squamata, Lacertidae. Gene Ontology annotation, molecular function: sulfotransferase activity. Gene Ontology annotation, biological process: carbohydrate biosynthetic process; dermatan sulfate proteoglycan metabolic process. The record is from RefSeq and is a predicted model, not a curated record.
AUGCGCUUCCUCGCUCGACUCCUCACCUUAGCUUUUCUGGGUUUCAUUUCCCUGUUGUGGUGGAGGCACCUUCUCUGGAGAAACACAGCACAGAACCAAGGCAGAUUGGCCAUGGAGGAUGCGGAAGAAGAUGUCCCACAGACGUUUGACAGUCUCCUGCAUAUUCAGCAGCUGAGGAAAAAGGCGCUGAGGUCCUUCUGCAGCGAAAGAGGUAAAAUCACCCGACUCCCACCUACCCAACAGGAAGCUUCCCAGGCCCUGUCUUCAAUUAUGGUGGACCACAAACUGCACUUCCUGUAUUGCAAAACCCCAGCCACUGGGGUGGAAGGCUGGGAGCGGCUGUUGGAGAUGCUUCUGGAGAAAAACGUUAGCCUGCAGCUGCCAAUUCCUCACCACCAGCAGUUUGGCAGUCAAAAGGCACUGAGUGAGUAUAACCGGACCUCCAUGGAGGCUAUAAUGCAGUCCUACACCAAAGUGAUGUUUGUCAGGGAGCCUUUCCAGAGACUUAUCUCCGCUUACAUGCAUGGGAUGGCAGACGGCCUAAACUUCAAGGAGUUCGUUCAGUACAUCUUAUACAGCGGGUCCAGGAAUCGCAGCAUGGAGUGGACACCGUCGGUCAGUCUGUGCAGACCGUGCCUCGUGCGGUAUGACUACGUAAUAAUGUUUGGGUUCCUUGACAACGAGGUGCGCCAUUUAAUGCUCCGGGCUGGGCUUCCGGAGAAUAUCCGGAUCCCCGAGUUCAUAGACUCCAAAAUUCGGUGGACCUAUCGCUGGCUAGAAGAGCAGAUGCUCAGCCAACUGUCCCUCAGGGAGAGGAAAGGACUGUGCCACUUUUUCCGGUUUGACUAUCACACAUUUCGCUUUCCCCGCAGUUUGCUCUGGAACCUCACUUGCAUUCCAGGAAGUGGUUAG